AAAUUCUUACAAACUGGUAAGUGGCCAAAUGAAAAAUCUUCUGAUAUUCAGUGUUAUUUUUCGAGAAAACAAGAUUUAAGUAUUGUUGAUGAUUGUGUUAUGUACGGGGAGCGUAUUAUAAUACCCAGCUGUUUUAGAAAACGCAUUCUAAAAGAAUUACACAAAGGUCAUCAUGGUAUCGAGAGGACAAAGGCACUGGCUCGCAGCUAUGUUUAUUGGCCCCAUAUGGAUGAUGAAAUUAAAAGCUCAACAGACUCCUCCUAGAGAUCAAAAUAUGAGAGACAAUGAGAUUGAAUAUGUACCACUCACUGAUGGACAGACUACAUCUACAGAUGAAUUGCAACCUGUUCAAGAUCCACUUCUAGUUACUUCACCAUCUGGUUCAACAAACGUGAAUAGUCAACCGACAACUUUAGAAAAGUUAACGUCAACAUUAGAAGAAGGUGCAUCGACUAGUAAUUCAACAACAGAUCCUGUAGUUCAAACAGAUGAAGCUUCCCCAGCUCUUCGAAGGUCCAAUCGUAGGAAGCGUCCUCCUGUAUGGACUCCAGAUUAUCAUCUUCUUAAAAGAAAGAGAGAUGUUGGCAACCCCAAAUAAGCAACUUCUAUGUUCUUUGUACUAAAAUUAUAACUGUCGUUUUUAUAUUGUCUUAUAUACAUACUUUUAUAUUGUCAUACAUACAUAGUUUGCCGCUAUUACAUUUUGUUAUGUUUAUUGUACAUUGUUAAGUCGUCUAGUAAACAUCACACAGUCAUAUACGCGGUAACUAUUUUAAAUUGA
Molecule: messenger RNA, 781 nt
Organism: Lucilia sericata (common green bottle fly)
Lineage: Eukaryota; Metazoa; Arthropoda; Insecta; Diptera; Calliphoridae
Exons: 2
Coding region: 173-598 (141 amino acids)
Source: RefSeq, a predicted model, not a curated record